Molecule: messenger RNA, 1164 nt
Organism: Aspergillus niger
Lineage: Eukaryota; Fungi; Ascomycota; Eurotiomycetes; Eurotiales; Aspergillaceae
Exons: 2
Coding region: 1-1164 (387 amino acids)
Biological process (GO): rRNA processing
Molecular function (GO): snoRNA binding
Source: RefSeq, a predicted model, not a curated record
AUGUCACACGGAGGGCUUUCUAGAUCCUCUAUGUUCUCUCAGAUUGUGACAGCAGCAAAGGGGUUAUUUUCUCGACAGGACUCCGACGAAUCUUCCCUCAAAAAUCUGCGCCCUACAGCUACUAUCACCACCUCCGGCGCCCCAUCUGGAAUCAAAAGCAGCCCCAACAUACCCAAAAUGGUCACAGCAACAAGACAGCGGAAAUUCCCCGCUGAGCGACAACAAUCCUCGACAGAGCCCGAAGUCAAUGGAUCGAAUGGAAAGCGCAAGUCCGAACCCGUGGGCGCUGAACCCACUGAGACUCAGAGCAAGAACAAGCGGCGGAAGAGAAGCAGUCUAGAGGCGACGACACAAGAAUCGGAGAGCAAACCUUCGAGUAACAAGAAGUCGAAGAAGAUGACGGAACCGACUGAGGAGCCUGAGGAACAGCAAGAGGAGGAAAAGAAACCUUCAGCAGCGCCGGCGGCGAAGAAGCACUUCCGCUUUGAUAGCGAGGAGCCGGAAAUCCCGGAGGUUGCGGCUGUUGAGGAUACCACGGAGGCGCAACAGGAUCAGGAUGAUGAGAGCAGUGAUGAUGAUGAGGCCCCAGAGACGGUCGACAACUCUGCACAGCUGUCGAAGAUGAGGAUGGAAGCUAAGAAGCAGGAACGGGCUAGGCAAAUAGAGGAGCAAUUGAAGCGGGACAAACGGAAACAGUUGGAUGAGUUGCGCAAAUCCCAGGCGAAGUUGGCGAAGAAAAAGGAAGCAAAGGCCGAAGAUCUGUUGUCGGAAAGCACAGAGACCCUCCAAGGAACUACUACGCAAGAUGCACGACGCUCGGCCCUCCCUGCUCUUCUUCCCGAUGAUAUCCUCAAUGCGGCCCCCGAUGUCCGGCCCCCGACACCUCCCGCGGAAGAGAGGACUAUCAUGCAGAAGAAGCCCAACAAGCUACGAUUCUUGGACAAGAAGGAGAAGCCGCCGAAGGAUGCGCGGGUGGGAGAUGUUACUAUCCGGGUGUUGGAUGAUGGUGUAUCCAGGAAGCCCUCAAAGACGGUUCUGCCGCCUAAGGCCUCAAAAACCGGGCGCAAUGCCAAGCAGAAUUGGCUGAACAAAUCCCGCAACACAGGCGCUUUGAAUGGGUUGAGAAGGACGACUGGCGGUUCCUCGGGAUUCGUGCGCAAAUAG